AUGGAUGCUUUUACUGCUGACCAUCACGAAAAUCUGAAUGCGAAAGAACCGCCCGCCAGCGAAGAAGGAUCAAAUAAUAUAAGCAGUGAAAGUUUACAGCGAGAAGAAUACGCAUAUUUAGAUUCCACCGGGUUUACUUCGGAACUGUACAAAAUCGAAGUUCGUGGACUUCCUAAAUACUAUGGCAUUAGUGAAUUAAAGAAACUACUAAACGUGAAGAUGAAGCUAUCUACGAAUAAGAUUAAGAUUAUGAAACCUGGUAGCCCAUUUAUCUUUAUAUGCUUUCGCAAUCAAGAGGAUCGUGAAGCGGCAAUAGCGGCUCUUGACGGCUUCAAAUGGAAAGGAAAAAAACUUUCUGCUUUCGAAGCAAAACCUGCAGUUGAUCCAUUGGUUCGUAGGCGCAAGGAAGCUUCUGAAGGGGGGGAUACUAUGAACGUGAAACGUCGUUCCGUGGAAUCUUCAGCUACGGCUCUUGCUUUCCUUCCAUACGAAGAUCAGCUUCAACAGAAGCAAUCAGAAAUGGAGAACGUGCUUCUGAAGUUUGGCAAGGAGCUCUGGUCCAACAUUCCAUCGUUGCGAUCUUUCGUAGAAAAUCAACGAAAACUGCAUAGAGGCCUUCCCUGCGCUUUUGAACCGAUUCGUUCGUCUCCGCUGCAGGACGGCUAUCGUAAUAAAUGUGAGUUUUCUAUCGGGAAAGAUUCACAAGGUAUCAAACGUGUUGGCUUCCGUGUAGGAAGUUAUUCUAACGGCUUUUUAGAAGUUGAAUCUGUAGCUCACCUAAAGCAUAUCCCGGAUAGAAUGAAGCAUACCGUGAUGUUAUUUGAACGGUUUGUCCAAGACUCACCAUUAGAGGUUUACAGCGCCGAGACGUACAAAGGGCACUUUCGACAGUUGACCGUGAGAAUAUCGCAUGCAUCGGGUCAAGUGAUGGUAGUUGUAGGCAUUCAUUUGCAGUCAUUAUCAGACGAAGAGCAGAAACUAGUGAAACAAUCAAUAAUUGACUGCCUGACAUCUGUGGACGGUAAGAAGGCUGGUAUUAGUUCAAUAUACUUCGAAGUAAUUCAAAAACGUCAACAAGGACAGUAUAACAAUCCGAUCGAACAUUUGUACGGCGAUACACAUAUAGAAGAUACAAUUUUGGGUUUGACAUUUCGCAUCAGCCCGCAAGCUUUUUUCCAAAUUAACACACCUGCGGCUGAAGUGCUAUACCAGUGUGCCAUUGAUAUUGCUCAUCCGGACAAGAACACAACCAUACUCGAUAUUUGUUGUGGAACUGGGACAAUUGGUUUAUGCUUUGCCCCGCAUUGCAAACAAGUGCUAGGAGUGGAUAUAGUCGAACAAGCUAUUGAAGAUGCGAAGUAUAAUGCUAUUCGGAAUGGUGUGGAAAAUUGUAAAUUCUUUGCUGGAAAUGCUGAUGACUUAAUAUUGUCUUUGAUUAAAACAGCAAACAUUAUGCCGGAGUUCUCUGAAUCACUUACAGCGAUAGUUGACCCACCGCGAGCUGGCCUUCAUAUGCGCUCAAUCACCCAACUCCGGAAUGCACGAGGGUUGAAUAGGCUAGUAUACGUUUCAUGUUCACCGCAGAGCGCUAUCAAAAAUUGGGUAGAUCUCAUGCGAGAUUGUUCAAAGCAACUGCGUGGAGAACCUUUUACUGUAAAGAAAGCUAUAGCCGUCGAUUUGUUCCCACACACACCACACACGGAACUCAUCGUAUUGUUUGAACGUGAACCGGAAGCAACAUCGCUUAUGCCCUCCCUAAAGCAUACUGCAUCAGACGACCCGGCGGCAGAUGCUCAUGAUGCAGAGGUGGGAGAAACUAAAUGA
Molecule: messenger RNA, 1824 nt
Organism: Anopheles nili
Lineage: Eukaryota; Metazoa; Arthropoda; Insecta; Diptera; Culicidae
Product: tRNA (uracil-5-)-methyltransferase homolog A
Exons: 3
Coding region: 1-1824 (607 amino acids)
Biological process (GO): RNA processing
Molecular function (GO): RNA binding; RNA methyltransferase activity
Source: RefSeq, a predicted model, not a curated record